AUGAGUUGGUUUACCUCCUUUGACAAGAUUGUGGGAAGCACCAGAGCCAGUUUUCGGGUCAGUCUCAAAGUGCUUGGUGGUGGAGUUAAACGAAUUCAAAGGGCUGCGAGCUUGUCUUCUGCUAGGCUUGAUCUGUUGGAUGACAUGUCAUCCUCGUCAUCGUCUUCAUCCUCUUCUGGAUCUGUGGUGAUUGAAAAGAAGGACAAUGUUCUUACCAGUGGAAACUUCACAGUUGAAACAUGUUCCAAUUCUGUUCCCGCCUCUCAAGAGUUGGUAUCUCAGAAUUCACUCAGCUUUUUGCAAAUGCUGGACGAUAGCAGCAGCAGCAGUGCUGAUGAUGAUGCUCAUGAAAGAUCUUGCGCAUCCUUUGUCACUGAUGAAAUGCGAUCCUUGCAAUCUCUCCGAAACACGCUGUCUGAUGGCAGCAGCACUGAUAGUGACGGUGAUGAUGAUGAUGGAGAACGGUGCGGUGUGGAUGCCUCCCCUCCAGAUGCCAGUCUAAGAUGUACGGAUCUAGAUCCAACCACAAGCCGUGUGGAUGAAGAAAAUGGCAUUGUAGCUGCCUACGGUGGACAAAGCAGCGCUACUGCUGUUGACGAAGACUGUGCAGCCAGCACUGGAAAUGAUCCAAGUUUCUCUGAUGCUGCACCGGUACAACACCCACCCAACGAAUCCUUCCAAAAUGGAAGUCACGAACGCCAACCAAUGUGCACUGAGCAAACUUCAGCCAGCGAUACCUUCGACAAUGAAUGCACCCAUGAUAUUGCUCAAUCUCCAGUUCAUGAUGCGAGCAUGACGAAUAUUAAUGCAGAGGUGGUUGUACAAGAUCAUUCACUCCUUGAUCUUGAGGCAGGAACUGAAGGAAAACAAUGUGCCAAUAUGCUGGGCAGCAAUGAAGAGGACGAUGAUUGGCAACAAGGUGUCAAUAUGUUGAGCAGUAACGAAGAGGACGAUGGAAGGCAAGAGCAGAACGAAGCUCAAACCAACGAACAGGCAUUGAGUACCGUGUAA
Messenger RNA from Seminavis robusta, 1011 nucleotides. NCBI's taxonomy places the organism in Eukaryota, Bacillariophyta, Bacillariophyceae, Naviculales, Naviculaceae. The record is from the annotation of a GenBank genome assembly.